AUGGCAUAUACAGAUGAGAUACAGCUAUACAAGACCAAGUUAGAUGCACUUCUAGCGAAAAAGUAUAUUGACCAGUCGUUAUUGAUUGGGGUUACAGCGUCGUUGCAGGCCAAGUUCCAUGGGUGGAUCGUUACUGAUUUGGAAAGGUACCGAAACAACUUGGGACAGCCUUUCCGUACGAUAGAUUUGUUUGAGACGUUAUGGGUUGAAUUCCAUUCGCCGAUUAUCAAGUUUUUCCAGCAGCAGCAUGGGUUAGUGUUUGAAGGAAUUAAUGAGCACUUGAAAGAGUGUCAGCGAGAAGGCAAGCCAGGGAGUUUUAAGGUUAGACCGGUUGAGAUGCGGAAGAUUAACGAGAGUUUUAUCAAGUUUAUCAAAGAAGUGUUUGGGUUUUACUCAAAGUUGUUAAAGUAUUUUGUUACCCAUUAUAGGAAUGCAUACUUGCCGAGGAAGUUUAUGGAGCCGUUUGGGUUUGUGGUUGAUGCACUGGCAGUUUAUUGUGAUGACGAUAAUUUCCAAGCCAAUGUGUUGUACCUUGUGCAUAGGUGUUGUUUGUCAUUGGGGGAUAUACACCGCCACCGGACUUUUAUUGAGACGAGUUUUGUUACGCCUUCUUCUUCCAACAGAGAGUAUUUCCGAGUACGCUCAACUACCGACAAGACGUUUUUGUUGCCGGCGUACGCCAAGGCGUUGCAGUAUUACCACUUGUGUAUUAUGUUGUUACCGGCGUUGAAUGAGCCGUACAACCAUAUUGGGGUGAUUUAUAAUUUAGUCGACGAGAAGUUUACGGCAGUGUACUGGUUUUUGCGGUCGCAGUUUACGCGGAUCCCGGAUUAUAAGUUGGGGCACGCCAACAUGACCAAGAUCUUGCAGAAACACUGGUUUACGACGGCGUUGGUCGAUAUUGUGAGGGCGAGCCCAGAAAGACAUUUCAGUGCAACGACCAUUAUGAAUGUAUAUUUGGUGUGUUUGAUUGGGUAUGUGUAUUGUCCAGAGAGGUAUAAGAGCGGGCCCAAUAUAGUCAAGAAGAUUGCGUUUUCCAAGGUUGAGACGGACUUUUUCAAGAUGUUGGAGAAGAAUUUUGAUGGGGAGGUAGUGUUGCGGCAGCUUGUGGUGGCGUUUUCGUUUUUAAAGUUGGAUCGCCAAGAGAAGUUGGUCAAGUUUACGUUUCGGUUUGUUGAGCGGGUGUUGGAUUGUUUGAGGAGGAAGGAGUCGUUGGUGGUUCUACGGUUUUUAUUGAAUGUGUUGAGAGAGAACCCCGAGUUUUUGGGCGUGUUUCAGGCAAGGAGGAACUGUAUGGUGUACUUGUGUGGAGUGUUGAAUAAGUACUACCAGGUGGUGGAUCACCGGCCGACUCGAGGGUACUAUUUCUGGGAGGAUGUACAUUUCCGGGACUUUUCGUUGAUCAAGUACCAGUUUAAGGAUUUCAACGAUGAAGAGAUAUUUGCGGUGAAUAAUGUAGAUGUGUUGGUGGGGGACCAUGCUCUUGUUGGUGAGGUAGAUGAGGAUGAUUUGCGGGCGAAGGCUCUGGUUUGUCUUGGAAAGAAGAUACUUGGAGGGGCCCAAGAGUACGAGUUUAAGGAGGAUGGCCGGUUUAGUAUUAAGAAGAGGCAGGAGAAGGCGGCAGUGGUGGUACCCCAGUCGUUAGAGGAGAUCCAACUGUUUAUCACCAACCAGGCGAAGGAACUAUCUAUGGAUAUUGACCAGGGAUUACAAGAUAUGGUUAAUGCGUUGGUUGAGGACUAA
Molecule: messenger RNA, 1743 nt
Organism: Candida dubliniensis CD36
Lineage: Eukaryota; Fungi; Ascomycota; Pichiomycetes; Serinales; Debaryomycetaceae
Gene: EST1
Product: Est1p
Exons: 1
Coding region: 1-1743 (580 amino acids)
Biological process (GO): nuclear-transcribed mRNA catabolic process, nonsense-mediated decay
Cellular component (GO): telomerase holoenzyme complex
Molecular function (GO): protein binding; telomerase RNA binding; telomeric repeat DNA binding
Source: RefSeq, a predicted model, not a curated record